Molecule: messenger RNA, 18216 nt
Organism: Amoebophrya sp. A25
Lineage: Eukaryota; Dinophyceae; Syndiniales; Amoebophryaceae
Source: the annotation of a GenBank genome assembly
UUAUGAACCGCCCCAGUGUUGUAAGUGCGUCGAUCUCUUGCGCACAUCUUUCCCGUGAUUUACGUACAAGAUCCAUCUACGAAUGUCUCGAGAUAUAUAUCGCAGACGUAUACUCCUAGCCCGUAAAUCUUUCUCGUGAUUUGCGUACAUCUAACGCCGUGAGUCCGCUCCUUUUUAGGUAUCAAAGUUAGUCUUGCUUUAUAUAUAACCUAGAUAGUUAUAGUAUCAGUUAUCCAUAUCUUGUAGUCAUCAACAGAGUGAACUGUGAAUGCGAUAGUUUCAGUGUCGUCGUUGAUGUACUUGUUGGUUUUCGUUGUAGUUGUUGUUGCAGAAGUACAAAAAGAUGCCAAGAAGGACAACUCAAGCAGCCAUAUCUGAGGACGACGCGCUCUGGGCAGAAGCCCGCCUAAGGUGUGUGGCUGUCGAUGAUGAUGCUAGAUCAUGCUUCAAAAAACUGUCGAAAGCCGGUGAUCACACAUCGCGCGCGGCUGGCGACUAUCUCUGCAACGCGCCGGAUGGCGAUCCCAAAGUUACGGCUAUCCAUCAAUAAGAAUAAUUUCUAUUCCGUCCACGAACCAUUUGCUCAUCCUUCUUAGGUAGUUUCUGAGAUGCACGACUGACGUAGAGGUAGCAGUAUAGUUAAACUUAAAUUAUGGAGAAAGAUGAGUUAAUCUUCAUCUUUCAGAACGUCUGGUUAAUCUUCUUCCACUUCAUCUAACGCUAACCGGGAGAGCCCUUUUCUGCAGGAAAUCUACAGGACGGGCAAAUGCGAAAGCAUCACACGAAAAAUGAUCACGCGUGUGCAGGCUGAUCCUACCGGGAAAGAGUGGCUGGAUGACAAAGCGAGAAAAGAAUCGUUCGAGGAGUUUACGGCUUUCCUUUUAUUUUUGUUAUUAUGUUAUUAAGGUUCGCAGUAGAUAUAAAGUAGCGAGGGUCCUUCUCUCUGGUUGUGGGUUUUUUAUUUGGUGAACCGGUACCCCAUAGCGAAUAAACCUGUGCACACAACCAGAGAGCUGAGCACUCACCGGAGGCGUUGCACAGGGCUCCGGCCUGCCUUUGAAGGUGAGACCUAUGGGGCUGACAGGACGACGAUAGCGCCGGCGCUUAGUUAGUUUUAGCAGUUAGCAGGAUACAUUAGGAUACUUGUUGAUAGUGACCCUUUUCUCUUUUAUAUCUUCCGCUGGUCUGUCUUUUUUCUAGUUAGGUCGGCUCCGCCACAAAUAUUAUUGAUGGCUCUGGUAGUAAGUGCGUACCUGGGGAUCGUAGGAGUUCCCUGGCGGUACUUCUCACCCAUCGGAGGUUUCGUCUCCUGACAUCAACUUUUCCUAACUCAAGGCGUAGAACUCAUGCAUCUAGUUUUUGUAUGUCAUCCGGUUCCUUUUUUUAGCAUAGAAAACGACCGCGGCGACACCAUUGGGAAACGAUGGGGACAGCAGCGGCAUAAGUUGCGUGGACGUAGGGGCCCUGCGUGAAGUUAAGCGUAUAUCCAUGGUCGUAGUUUGGUAGUAUCUAUCUGUCGGGUCGCGGAUUCCAUGAUAGAUUCUAGGCAUAAGCUAUGGCGUAAAGAAUCCGCGGCAGACCUAUGGUUAUACAAGGCUGGCGCCAGUGUUGACUUUGGGUAUUCUGCUGCGGCUUCCGUGCGAGAGUUUUAAGGUUCGCAGUAGAUAUAAAGUAGCGAGGGUCCUUCUCUCUGGUUGUGGGUUUAUUUGGUGAACCGGUACCCCAUAGCGAAUAAACCUGUGCACACAACCAGAGAGCUGAGCACUCACCGGAGGCGUUGCACAGGGCUCCGGCCUGCCUUUGAAGGUGAGACCUAUGGGGCUGACAGGACGACGAUAGCGCCGGCGCUUAGUUAGUUUUAGCAGUUAGCAGGAUACAUUAGGAUACUUGUUGAUAGUGACCCUUUUCUCUUUUAUAUCUUCCGCUGGUCUGUCUUUUUUCUAGUUAGGUCGGCUCCGCCACAAAAGUUAUUAUGUUAUUAAGUCAUCUAUUAUUUGUUCUAGUACAUCAUCCUCAUCCAUCUCCGGCAUAUAAGUCUGGUGAGGGCUCCGCCACCUCUGCAACAGCACGACUCUUCAUGGACAGUGCUGUUAGGAAGUACUUAGUCGAAGUACUAACUAAGUACGACAUAUUAAGAAGAUGAAAUAAGUAUGGGCACCAUCAUGUUUGACCACUUGUCCUCUGCAUAAAGGGAAAGGAAUUCCGGGAUGCGACUAAAAGUGCGUCUACUGCUCUAAAACAUGGCCGAGUGAAUGGGAGAAGUCCAACGAAGACGUCGCUGACACGACAGCAUGUUGUAAGGAGAAGUCGGAGCCGAAAACGUACGACAUGCUCAUAAAAGCAAGCGAGACGUGCGAGGCUGUGGAGGGCGCAUGCCUCAUGCUUAAGGCUUGAACAAGAUGAAAGGCGCUGACACUCUAUUCAUAAGAAGAACAAGCAUCUUGGGAACUUUUUGAAGGGAAACAAAGGGACACCAAGAUGCUUUGCUCGAUUUAUUUCCGGUAGACAUUCAUUCUAACAUAAGGGUGGAGACAGAGACGGGGCGACGUGAGCAUCAUAUGGAUCAAGUCCCAACUGAAGUUUCUUUCAAGCCGAUUGGCGAGCAACUGUGUGGUGAAGAGAGCGGGAAAAAGGGUGAUCAUUUUACCAUAUUCAAUGACCCCUUCCUGCAGAAGAUUGUGGAGGACGAUUAUUCGUGUGACAGCAUCACACGGGGAUUGAUCAAGGAGGAAAUCAAGAAGGGCGUAAAAGAGAAUCCAAAAUCAAUUUACAACGAGAAGCUCCACCAAGAUAAGCAUUACUUUUUUGCGAAUCGUCUCGGGGCCUACAAGUACCACGAAGAGUCUCUCUGGGCGUCACAAGUAGAAGAUGACAAUACUAAAUGCUGCAAGAGGACGCAGACGAACAAGCCAAAGACACCAGAGCCAGCACCAGCAGCUUCACCACACCUGGAACGAGCACCAGCACCGAUGACGCAGGCAAAGGCAUUGCCAAAACCAGCAUGCGAAGUCGUACCAAACUUACGGUCUGGACUUCAUUAGAAACUGCAUUGGAGAUGCAUUGUCAGUGAAAUGAUUUUAUGUAAGCGGUAGAUGUUGACAAAGAUAAAGACCACUUCUUAUGGAGUUGGACAAGAUGAGUAGCUCUUCUAACAGCUGCCUGCAUGGUUACGCGUAUAGAAAGGUUAGAAAAAACAAAUGCUCAGGAUGCGAUGCUUCAUGGUCAUGAUCAUGUUGAUGUACCAACUAAGGUGGCGGCCGGCAGGCAUUUUUGCAACCUCAAAGUAGAAACUUAAGGUGAGUUAAUGCAUAUUUGCAUCACUAGAACCAAGCAAGCUUUGAUAUUUUUUAGUAUGUAAGUACUUACUUCGAUCUUCAAGUAGCUCUAGUCGAGUCUGAUUCGUCCCGGCAACGUAGCUUGGCCACAAGUUCGCGGACCCUUGGACCUUGAACCUUCGAGUAGCCCUCGCGGCUUUUUUUCUGGCGCCACAAUUCAAAGGUGGAAGGCCCGAAUGUCGCUAGUACUAACUUAUUAGGGGGCCACGACUGCUCCGAUCUAGUGUAAAGAUAAAGGGGGAGCACUCAUCAUGUAGGCAUUUUCACUACGAGAAAUGUAGACUCGUACUAUUGGCGUAGUGCUGCUACCAGCACUAGACUAUGUAGUUGAUUUUAGCGCUUUUAGUUUAACUUCGUUUAGAAAUAACCCCAGGAUUUGAUUACCAAGCUGAUGUCAUAUUUCCCCGACGCACGGUUGUUCCUGUUCUUACUGGAAGGGCGUCAUGAGUGUAAUUCACUAUAAUUGGUUGCUUAGUAAAAGUAACAAAGUAGUAGAAUAACGACAUCGAUAACGAUAGAAGAUAGUGAUGGUCGUGUUCCUCGUGUCAAUUUCGUAUAAUAUCCAUGUCGUAUAUUAAGGACCUCAACAUCAAGAACAGUCGUGUCGCUUUUGUGAAGAUAAGUCUUCUCAGAUCUACUCGACAACCUACAAUCUAGUCCUUGCAUCAUCAUCAAUAUACUUUGGUCUUCUAAGAUGCGAGGCGAUUCAAAAAAGAGAAUCCAGUCUUUCAAGCCAUCGAAAGCAACGACUGCAAAAAUAUCGACCUAGAGAUGAUCGGGUCGAUGGAUGAAUAUUACAUCUCACCCAGUAAUGGAGACGGCAUGUCGGUCUUUUUCGAGGACAUUAUGCGUCUCGCCAAAAGCCAAGCCACCCCGGGAGAGGGAAUUAAGGAGGUGUUUAUCCGUAUAAUGAAAUUCAUGUUUUUCAUUUUGAAGAAGCCGAAGGAGAUACACAUCAACAUAGAAAAAUACAACUGGUGGUGGUCGCUGAGUUAUUAACGUCUAAAAACGACUGGAAAGAGAGCGUCUCUUCUGAAAUCGCGUCUCUUGUGAAUAUUAUAGGACUAGUCGUUUCCCGUGUGUUUAGCGGUCCGAGAGGAGGGAAAGGUGAACGAGGGAGAAGGAGCUGCUAGGAGCAGGAGAUAAAGAGACCGUGAGCUUCAGGGCAAUGCCCCCCGGCGCGUGCAGGUUUCCCCGCAGAUUCUCGGAGAAAACAACCCCCCGGAGCUCUUGGGCGGGCUCCAGCCUCCGGGCUCACCGUACCGGGGGCGAUCUCCCCCCGGUGCGCGAGCUGAUUCGGGCCCCUUUGCGGGCCCGACGUUAGACGGCCCAAACGCGGCUGGCGGCCGCGUUAGAGCCCGCUAACGUCUUCGCGACUCGGUGAAACAGUGUCACACGCCGAAACUGUGACCCGCCGAAACUCUGAGGCGGGAAGCCCAGACAUGCGGAAACUCUGAGGCGCGAAACUCUGAGGCGCGAAACUCUGAGGCGCGAAGCCCUGAAGACAUUGCGCAACUCUGAGGGGGGAAGCCCUGACAUCCCGAAACUCUGAGGCGCUAAGCCCUGACAUUGCGCAACUCUGAGGCGGGAAACCCUGAGACGGCAAAACUCUGAGGCGCAAAACUCGGAGGCGCUAAACCCUGACAUGCCGAAACUCUGAGGCGCGAAACUCUGAGGCGCGAAGCCCUGACAUUGCGCAACCCUGAGGCGGGAAGCCCUGACAUCCCGAAACUCUGAGGCGCGAAACUCUGAGGCGCUAAGCCCUGACAUUACGCAACUCUGAGGCGGCGCGGGAAACCCAGAGACGGCAAAACUCUGAGGCGCAAAACUCUGAGGCGUUAAACCCUGACCUGGCGCAACUCUGAGGCGGGGAACUCUGAGGCGCAAAGCCCUGACAUGCCGAAACUCCGAGGCGCGAAACUCUGAGGCGCGAAGCCCUGACAUUGCGCAACCCUGAGGCGGGAAGCCCUGACAUCCCGAAACUCUGAGGCGCGAAACUCUGAGGCGCUAAGCCCUGACAUUACGCAACUCUGAGGCGGCGCGGGAAACCCAGAGACGGCAAAACUCUGAGGCGCAAAACUCUGAGGCGUUAAACCCUGACCUGGCGCAACUCUGAGGCGGGGAACUCUGAGGCGCAAAACCUUGACAUGACGAAACUCCGAGGCGCGCAACUCUGAGGCGCGAAGCCCUGACACUGCGCAACUCUGAGGACGGGAAGCCCUGACAUGCCGAAACUCUCAGGCGCGAAACUCUGAGGCGCUAAGUCCUGAAAUUGCGCAACUCUGAGGCGGGAAACCCGGACCCGCUGAAACUCUGACCUUGGAAACUCUGAGGCGGUAAACCCUGACCUGACGCAACUCUGAGGCGGGGAGCCCUGACAUGCCGAAACUCUGAGGCGUGAAACUCUGAGGCGCUAAACCCUGACAUUGCGCAACUCUGAGGCGGGAAGCCCUGACCUCCGGAAACUCUGAGGGGCGAAACUCUGAGGCGCUAAACCCGGACAUUCCGCAACUCUGAGGCGGGAAACCCUGAGACGGCAAAACGCUGACCCGCGGAACUCUGAGGCGCUAAACCCUGACCCGCCGGAACUCUGAGGUGCGAAACUCUGAGGCGCUAAACCCUGACGUGGCGCAACUUUGAGGCGGAAAGCCCUGACCUGCCGAAACUCCGAGGCGUGAAACUCUGAGGCGCGGAGCCCUGACCUGGCGCAACUCUGAGGCGGGAACAAGCCCUGACAUACCGAAACUCUGAGGCGCUAAACCCUGACACUGCGCCACUCUGAGGCGGGAAGCAAGCCCUGAGAUGCCAAGCCCUGAGAUGCCAAGCCGGGAGAUGCCAAACCUUGAGAUGCCAAACCUUGAGAUGCCAAACCCUGAGAUGCCAAACCCUGAGAUGCCAAGCCCUGAGAUGCCAAACCCUGAGAUGCCAAACCCUGAGAUGCCAAGCCCUGAGAUGCCAAGCCCUGAGAUGCCAAGCCCUGAGAUGCCAAGCCCUGAGAUGCCAAGCCCUGAGAUGCCAAACCCUGAGAUGCCAAACCCUGAGAUGCCAAACCCUGAGAUGCCAAACCCUGAGAUGCCAAACCCUGAGAUGCCAAACCCUGAGAUGCCAAACCCUGAGAUGCCAAACCCUGAGAUGCCAAACCCUGAGAUGCCAAACCCUGAGAUGCCAAACCCUGAGAUGCCAAACCCUGAGAUGCCAAACCCUGAGAUGCCAAACCCUGAGAUGCCAAACCCUGAGAUGCCAAACCCUGAGAUGCCAAACCCUGAGAUGCCAAACCCUGAGAUGCCAAACCCUGAGAUGCCAAACCCUGAGAUGCCAAACCCUGAGAUGCCAAACCCUGAGAUGCCAAACCCUGAGAUGCCAAACCCUGAGAUGCCAAACCCUGAGAUGCCAAACCCUGAGAUGCCAAACCCUGAGAUGCCAAACCCUGAGAUGCCAAACCCAGAAAAACCCUGAGACGCCCAACCCUGAGAAGCCAAACCCUGAGAUGCCAAAUCCUGACAUGCCAAAGGGGCUCGCGAGGAGCCCCCGGCCCGAGAGCCUCUGCGGGCUUCUUCCCCGGUCCUGACGUUAGACGGCCCUGACGCGGCACGCGGCCGCGUUAGAGCUCGCUAACGUCUUCGCGACUCGGUGACACCGUGCCUCACGCUGAAACAGUGCCUCACGACCCGCCAAAAUCCUGAUGCGGGUCGCCCUGGCUUGCCGAAACUCCGAGGCGGGAAACUCUGAGGCGCGGCAACCCUGACAUUGCGCCACUCUGAGGGGGGAAGGCAGCCCUGAGAUGCCAAACCCUGAGAUGCCAAACUCUGAGAUGCGAAACCCUGAGAUACGAAACCCUGAGAUGCCAAACCCCGAGAUGCCCAACCCUGAGAUGCCCAACCCUGAGAUGCCAAACCCUGAGAGGCCAAACCCUGAGAGGCCUGCGAAACCCUGAGAAGCCAAAUUCUGAGAUGCCAAACCCUGAGCUGCCAAACCCUGAGAUGCCAAACCCUGCGAUGGCAAACCCUGAGAUGCCAAACCCUGAGGCCGUUUGUGCCUGCAAAACCCUGAGAACUGGAUCCUGACUUUUGUGCCCAUUUUUGCAAACCCUGAGAUGCCAAACCCUGACCCGACCGCGAUUCAGCCCUUCCUGGAAACCCUGGGAUUCCCUGGCUUUCCCCUUAAAACUCUGAGAGUCCUGGUCCGUUGAUUUGUGCCCCUUGUGGUUCACCUUGCUCGCCCUUAAAACCCUGAGGUCAGACCUCGAUUUUUGUCGAUCAUUAAUAAAGAUAGAAUUAGGAGGUCGUAGUUGGAAACCUCAUUCCGUCUUUGUGUGAAGUUGUAGGAAACUCUAACUUCACCGGUCCCAAGGAGUCAUGUUGCUAUUCCAUCUCGCCACCAAAGAACGUCGUGGAGCAGCCAGACGCGACAGGAGAGCCUCAGCAGCAGCAGCAGCAGAAGCAGCAGCCACGGCAACCACAGCCGCAGCCUGAACAGCCGCAGCCUGAACGGCAGCAGUCUCAGGAGCAGCCACCACAUGAACUGCAACGGCAGCCGGGGCCUCAGCCUUCGCAAACGCCUGGUGCAGCCAAUACGCCAGAACCACAGGAGGAGCAGUUGCAGCCUUCGGCAGAGCAGCAGCAGGAGGCGCCGCGUAUUGGAGUACUAAAUGUUCAAUGCUGUGCGACAGGGACAUUUCUCCAAGAAAAAGAGCAACCUGCCUGGCCAGCCCUUCGAGGUACUUCUACUUAUUGUUUUCCUAUGAGUAGUUCACAAUCAUGGACAGACUUUUUUAGUCUUCUACAACUUACUUCAAAAUUUCGCUUGCUAUUACUAUCAUUGUUGACAUAUUUUCCUAUUCCACCUUCCUAAGAAACGAAGUGUAACUCUAUCUCAAUCUCUGUAAGUAAAUGUUUUGUUCCACCUUGUUCUAUUCCCUUGUUGAAGAACAUUUUUUCUCAUCUAGCAGGUUCUCGUGGUUUUUCAAGCAAGAGUCCAGAAGCGAUGACGUCGGUGCUUAUUGCGAUGGGUCUUGUGGUCCUCUCAUUUGUAUUGUUCGCCCUGGUCUAUCUGUUUCGUUCUCGCUGGCUGCGCACGGGACGAAAGGAAAAGGAGGCGCAUGGUACCUCGUCAAGUAAAGGCAAUGCUAUGUAUAUUUUUAUAUAUGGUGUUCUUGUCUUAGUGUGGCUUCAAAGCUAUUUAGAUCAUGGAUCCUCAUGCUCAUCCUAAGCUUGGAAUAUUCUCGAAUUUUCUUUCUGACAUCCAAACCUCCAGAACUCUCGUCUUCUCCAGGUAAGAAAAUCGCUGACCACGUAGCCUACGGGUCAACUUCGGAUAGCAGUAGCGUGUUGGACGCAUCCGCCACAUUGUAGAGAUGUACACGGCCCACGCUGGUCGCCGUGGUUGCCGUUGUGUAUGGAAAUGGAAAAUGAAUAGUGGUAUCGUUGUCGUGAAGAUUGAGAAUGAAAUUAGAGACAUUGAAUGAAGAUUAGAAGAAGCAUUAGUUUGCUAUCGUGAUACUGAAGAAGAAGACUCGCUGUAGACAGUAAGUAUUAUAGUACUGGUCUUGCAUAGCAUAGAACUAGAAAAUAGAUCAAGAUAGUCAUAGUAGUUAUAGUUUUAUCGGAAUUCAUCUUGCAUUGUUCAGUCUUCGACUGUAGUACUCCUAGAGCCCAAUACAAAAAUGAGUCAUCUCUUACUAAGCACAUGAUAUUAUCAGCUGAAGAUAUUCAAACGUAGUUCUGACGUACAUAUUAUUUCCACCACUGGUCUUAAAUAUAAAAGGAUCAUGAAACUUCUCAGCUUACCACAAUAACUAGAAGAGAAUUAAAAUGAAACUACUUACGUCAUCUAAAAACGAAAUACAGUGAAUCACAGUAAUAGCCUAGAGCAAUAAAGUUUUUGAACAGCUUACGACACCAUUGAUUUUUUCAAGAGAAUUUGCAUUAUGGAUAUUGAACAGCGACGAAGUGAUGAAAAAAUGCGGAAACCGUCGUGUCUAAGAUUGAAAAUAAAGCGGCACCAUCAACCUAAGUAGAUCCCAGAGCUUCGCGAUCCAGCGCGUUUCUCACUUACAAAACAGGCGAAGCCUUUCUAUUGCACACGUUCUUAGUUCACAUAUUGUUUGUCAAGUCAGUUAGAACAUCCUACAAGAACAGGCAGAAACUCCUUACGAAUGAUACAAUCUAUCAGAGCCUGACGCGAGCCAUUUAAGUAGGCGAACACGCACCUCAGCACACGCAACAAGUGCCAACGAUAUAUAAUGGCAUCAAGCAGAACUUCCACACCACACCAGUUGAAAACAUCACCACAGUUGAAACAACUCGAAGAAAGAUCAUCAGCGUUGAUUAUAGGCAUAUCGUCAUCAUCGUAAGGACAUACUUACUUACAACGUUGCACAUCAAAGCGAUAGACUCACGACACCCAUGUAUUAACUUCAACGCAAUCCGUAGCCAGCAGUUUUAACUGUAUCAAAAUCCGGACUACUAGUUGUAGCACAGUCUGGCUUUGGAAGAGCAAAGAAAAACGAUCAGGACAACAAGAACACGCGCCUGAGAAAGCAGGUAAAACUGUGGACGGCGGACUCCAUCCUAAUCCUAAUCCUGCACUUCUACACCUUGUUCGACGAUACAAAGCAAAGAGGAGUUCGAGUUUGGCAGCACGUUUUCUAACCCGAUGACCAAUGAUCAAAAGCGACCGUCUUGUAAAAACAUAGUGCGUAGUACGUUGAAAAACUACCGUGUGGUCUUGCUCUGCCGUAGUUUCCAUUGACUUAUCCUUUAUAAGUGGUCAUCGGUCCUGUUCCUGUAACCUUAUGAUUCAACAGAGAGCACGGACGACACGGAGGCUCCUGAUGACAAAAAUUGUGUGGUCUUGCAUGCAAUGCAAGACGCGAAAAAAGCGUGAGGAAUAAGAUGACUACCAGCUGCUACGAUCUUGCGUCUCUCUGCACCAGAUCUUGAUAGAAAGAUUUCCAGAAUGAAAUAUACGCGCCGGUCCGCUUUUGGUGUUGUUCUUGUACCACUUACAGGUGGUUUUACUUUUAUCAAUUUGUUGUACUUGAACUUGAGCUUACUCCAGUAAGUUAGUUCAGCUUCAGCAUUCUAGCAUUUGUUCUUCUUGUUCGUAGUCCUAUCAAUCCAUGGGAAAUAUUAGAACCAGAACCACUACGUCAAGUGUGAUUUCUACCAUCCCGCUGCUCAAUGCGCAGGGCUGAAGGGGAAGUCCCACUGAAUAUAAAUCUCACUCUUAGUCGAUAAGUUCGAGUCAGUACGUGUAUGCAAGUCAAUCGGUUCGGGUCGGACGAGGUGUCCAUUUACCCCUCCGAACGCGAGCAGUCGGUCAGCAAGCUGUCGGUCAGAACAUUCGAAACAAAUCGGCUCAUCCACUUCCUUGACGCUAGUUGAUGAAUACAUCAUUCUGCCACUUCUAUCUUCCACUAUUCUUGUCUGAGCGUGGCAGGCUGUGGGCUUAUUGGGAGUCCGCUAGGGAAGAGCAAUAGCAUGAACGUGAAGAGCUACCUCUCUCAAGUAUCAGAAUGAUCCUUCAUUUCGGUACACUUUGGUUAGAUGCAUGAAAUCAGUGUGUACUUAACGACAUCGAGAACGAACGGACAGCAUGGCGUUCGAGAUGUUUUAACAAACUGCGGCUAUGAAUGCGAGCGUGCUGGAGGUCAGUUGUGUAAUACGGUCCUGUCAUGACUUCUUGCGGUUGUGCGGUCAUCUGCUCUGAACGAUCGCGUCCUCGUGGUUUGUGACAUCUGUCCAUGACCCUCUGUUAUCUUCUAGAAAAAUAUAGUCGUGUCGGUGGUCGGUCCAAGAAGAACUACCUCAACAAAUCCUCAUCUCAGCCCUCUCCAAGUAGCACUAGCACACCCAAACCAUAAUAAGAAGUCUGAAGAUACAUGAACAUGACAGGUCCCGUCCCCGAUAUUCUACUCUAGCGAAGAACACAUAGUUGGCAUCAAGCUCUCAUAGUACGAAUAAAUCGAAAAAAGGCUACCAUCAAGGAAGUGUCGAAGAAAUUGAACUAAGUACCUAAUCGAUUUUCCUAUGGCAAGCUGCUAUCUAAGUAGUCGACUAUGUCUAUGGUGCACUGAUUAAGAAUUAUCGCGAAUCUAGGACUAUUUAAUGAUGCCUAGACGAUUGCUCGAUCAUCGACUAGAUUGCUUCUUUAGUUUGGAAUCAUUCAUACAUCCUACUUUGUUCGUAAUCGUAUUCGAUCUGAAGUGCCUAUCUUCAUGAAAAUGAUCUCCAGUAGAUCACAUUUCCGCAGAAGCUCUUCGUUUGUUGUUGUAACCACGUGGCACAGAUAAUUCAAACACAUAUAGUAUCAGUUAUCCAUAUCCUGUAGCCAUCAACAGUACGAAUACGAUAGUUUCAGUGUCGUCGUGGAUGUACUUGUUGGUUUUCGUAGUUGUUGUUGCAGAAGUACAAAAAGAUGCCACGGACAUCUCAAGCAGCCAUAUCUGAGCAGGACGAGGCGUUGUGGACAAGAGCCCGCCUAAGGUGUCAGGCUGUCCAGGAUCCUAAAUGCUUGAAGAAGUUCAAAGAUAGGCGAUUUGGUGGACGAGACGAGGUAUCGAUCGCGGCUGGCGACUUGCUCUGCAACGUGAAAACAGAGCUUCCCCAUCGCCGAAUUACGGCUAUCCAUCGAUAAUUCCUAUUCCGUCCACGAACCAUUUGCUCUUCCGUCUUAGGUUUCUGAGAUGCACGACUGACGUAGAGGUAGAAGCAGUUAAAUUAUGGAGAAAGAUGAGUUGUUGAUGUUAAUCUUCAUCUUUCAGAAUUUUUUUCUUGCAUUUCUAACGUCUGGUUAAUCUUCUUCCACUUCUAACAGAGACAGCCCUUUUGUGAAGACAAUCUACGACACGGACAAAUGCGAAAGCAUUACACGAGAAAGGAUCACGCGUGCGCAGGGUGAUAAUACAGAGAAAGAGUGGCUGAAUGAGAAAGCGACAAAAGACAUGUUCUUCGAGGAGUUUACGGCUUUCCUUAUUUUUAUUAUUAUAAAUAUUUUUAAAUCAUCUUUCUAGUUCUACAUCAUCCUCAUCCAUCUCCGGCAUAUAAGUGUGGUGAGGGGUCCGCCACCUCUACAACAGCACGACUCUUCAUGGACGGUGCUGUUAGGAAGUAGUCGAAGUAACUACGACAUAAGAAGAUGAAAUAAGUAUGGGCACCAUCAUGUUUGACCACUUGUCCUCUGCAGAAACGGAAAGGGAUUCCGGGAUGCGACUAAAAGUGCGUCUACUGCUCUAAAGCAUGGCCGAGUGAAUGGGAGAUGCCCAACGAAGACGUCGCUGACACGACAGCAUGUUGUGAGGAGAGGUCGGAGCCGAAAACUUACGACAUGCUCAUAAAAGCAAGCGAGACGUGCGAGGCUGUGGAGGGCGCAUGCCUCAGCCUUAAGGCUUGAACAAGAUAGAAGGCACUGACACUCGAUUCAUAACAAGAAGAACAAGCAUCUUGGGAACUUUUUGAAGGGACACCAAGAUUGAUGCUUUGCUCGAUUUAUUUCCGGUAGUCAUUUAUUCUAACAUAAGUCAGAAGGAACAGGAGUUUUAUGGUGGAUGGACGGGGCCACAAGCUAAGGACGUCGUAGAGCCGGCUGGUGAGCGUCUGUGUGGUAAUGUGAGCGGGAACAAGGGGGAUGGCUCCAUCUUCAAUGACCCCUUCCUGCAGAAGAUAGUGGAGGACGGUUAUUCGUGUGGCAGCAUCACACGGGGAAUGAUCAAGGAGGAAAUCAAGAAUAGCGUAUCACUGAAGAACCCAGGCUCGUUUAGGAGUCCGGAAUACCUCUACCCAGAAAAGUAUUAUUUUCUUCAGGAUCGUUUCGGGACCAGCAAGUACGACGAAGAGUCUUUCUGGGAGUCACAAGUAGAAGAUGACAAUACUAAAUGCUGCAAGGAGACCACGAACAAGCCAAAGCCAAAGACACCAAGGCCAGCACCAGCAGCUUUACCACAAUCACAACUACCAGCACCAGCACCAGCGCCGAUGACGCAGGUACCGGCAUUGCCAAAACCAGCCUGCGAAUUCGUACGAAACUUACGGUCUGGACUUCAUUAGAAAUUGAUAUUGAAGAUGCAUGUGAAUGAAGUGAUUUGAUGUACUUAAGCAGAUGUUGACGAAGAUAAGCCCCACUUAUGGAGGUGGAGAAGAUGAGUAGCUCUUCUAACAGCUGCCUGCAUGGUUGCGCGUCACGUACCUGUAAUUCCUGAGAAUACUCAAGCGAAUUAUAGAAGCAUGCGCCGCGAAGGGGAAGGUUUGACCGACGCUAAGAAAGUAGAGGAAGCCGGCAGGCAUUUUUGCAACCUCAAAGCUGAUGUCCUCGACAAGGAUCAUUAAGACUGGUUGUAGUAUAAAAUAUGUAGUGCAUCUUCACGACCGCCAAGGACCGUUCAUCUCGACUUUCUUUUUAGUAUGAAGAAAGACGAAUCAGCAGUAUGCCUAUGUCAGCGAUGAAUCUUUUAGUUUUAAUCAUUGCUCUCCUAGAUUUUUUCUCGAAUUAUAUAUACUAUAUCUAUAGCAACUAUUACUAGGGAGAUGUAAGUCAAGAUGCUUCCUUUUCCUGCAGACCCUAGGUCGUGUUCGUAUUUUUGUAACCUAUUUAUCCACUAAGAUACUUCGUUUCUCAGCGACAGUACAAACAAUCCAGCCUUUAUACGAUACGAAGGCGCUAUCGCGAACGAAGGCUGCAAAGGUAUCGACCUAGCAUUCAUCAGGACGAUGGCGGAUGGCGAUAAACUCCAACUGUAGGAAGACUUUUGCUAUCUCAGACUUCGGAUUUCACUAAAGCCCAGUAGAUAUUCUUACACUACUGGCACGGGCAAAAAAGGAGGCCAUCUGCAAGAUUUUUGGCGCGCACUAUCCAGCUCUGGUGGUCAUUUUCGUCUUAGCGACUGAAGCGGCUCCCGUUUUACACUUCUAGUGAAUUACAUCUGCGGAAUAUUCGCUAGACGUGGUGGUAUAUACCAAGACCUCCUCGUUAUACGUCAUACUUCUUACAGUUGAAAAAACGCAGACAAGAACUUCCAAGUCCAACUAAGGUUCAUCGAUAUUAUUAAAUCUCAACGAUAUUCCACAAGAACAAAUGAUCAAUUAUACUUGUCGCCAUCCAGCAAGAAGCGCGAGAACGUAACCACCCAAGUAGCCGAGAACGUAGGUAGGUGACCCGAAAUAUUCGUGCACCAACUGGAUAGUAGAAGUACUCGAAAACUGAAAAUAACCGAGCUACUGACUGAAAUAAGGGAGGCAGCUUUGACAGGGCUACUCUUCCUUGUUCGGUAUCUCGCUUAUUUUAAGUAGUUAUACUCGCUUAUUUCAGUUUAUCGAAUAUAAUAUUUAUUAAGUUGACCAAGCUAUUCACUAGACGUGGUGGAAAGUCGGCGUCUCUAGUUUCGCGGUAUAUCUUACACAAACCGGAGGACAUUCUUGAAGACUAGAAGCGUACAUAAAGGAGGGUGGCCAAUAAUUUUUUAAAGGGCCUACUUGCUUCCAUUUCGACACCAAAGAUCUCCUGGAGUUUCGUGUAAGCCUGCCAAGUCUGAGAUAGCAAGAGUCUUUCAUCACUACGGACUCCCUGCUGACUGGCAAAGUGUUGCUAUCGCGGCGAGGGAAAGCGACGCACAAGAUAUUAAGGAGGGUCGUUUUCCGUAAUCGUAGUGCAUAAUGAUUUGAGAUUUUGAUGAUCGAGGAUGGUUGACGCUGAUUCAAAUAAAAACAAUUUUGGUUCACCUUCUUGAAAAAUUGCAAUCAAUGCUGGAACAGGACAUACGUCACGGCCAGGAGAGCAUCAAAAUUAGACUAAGCGCAAGGUAGCCCAACUUCAAUGGCUAGGGAUUUGGAUGAUGUGCUUCAUCAUCCUCCGCGAUGUCGCCCUUGUCUUGUGACUAGUGCCCAUCUGCGCAAGCACCGGAUAAAUAUGAGGAGACAAAGCGGCUGGCCUUUGUUGUUAUUUUAUGAAUAUCCAUCAGGCUUAGUGCCUUUCAAUUUCAUCCGCCUAGGCUAACUAGAUCGCGGCCGUCGAUCUUCAUCAUCUAAGUAAGUAACCACUUACUCCACUCGCUAGCGACCUUUUUAGUCAAGGGUCUUAGGAGUUUGAUCUUGGUACUGAUGGUGAUGCUGAUGAUGUUGGUCUUGGUGCUGCUGUCGUGUUGGUCUUCUUGCUCUUGUUGUUUCCUUGAUCAUGAUGCCCGCGGGUCGUUAUGCUGUUGACUUCAGUACUGGCAGGAUGAUCCUUAUGCCCAUGCUUAAGAUGAUUCCUCGUUUGCAUUUGGGGGGCGACAGCGUAUGCGGUUGCUAUCAUAUAUGAGCCCCUUGCUGUUCUUGUUCGUUCUUGUGUGAAAGAAAACGAGUGCUGUUAUGUUUUUCGAAUUAAGUAUUCAUAUUUUGAAGGAUUCUAAUGUCCUUAAGAAUACUGAGCAAUGUUGUCGGUCUACCUCGCAACCAGUGGAAGGGGGGCAGCAGCAGCGUCAGCAGCAACCGCAGCCUCAGCAGCAGCCACUGCAACCACAACUACCGGAGCUUCAGGCUGAGCAAGCGCCUGGUGCUCCCAAUGCGCAAGAGCUGCAGCAGCCGUCUGCCCCAGAGCAGCAGACGACUGCUCCUAAAGUAGACGCGACCUCACCACACGCAGAAAACGAGCAGGAGGCGGCGCGCAUUGGAGUAAAUGCUCAAUGUUGUGCGACCACAGCAACAUUUCUCCAGGAAAAAGAGCAACCAGCCUGGACAGCCCUUCGAGGUAAUUCUAGCACUUAUUGUUUAUUUGAUAUGUAGUUUGCAAUCAUGGACGGCGACAGACUUUUUUAGUCUACAAUUUACUUCAAAACUUCGCUUGCUACAACUAUCAUUGUUGACAUAUUUAUUAUUUAUUUCCUUCCUAAGAAUAAGAAACGAAGUGUAAGAACUCUAUGUAUCUCAAUCUUCUCUAAGUAAAAGUUCAUGUUUCGUUCGACCUUGUUCUAUUCGCUUGUUGAAGAACAUUUUUUCUCAUCUCGCAGGUUCUCGUGGUUUUUCAAGCAAGAGUCCAGAAGCGAUGACGUCGGUGGCUAUUGCGAUGGGCCUUGUGGUCCUCUCAUUUGUAUUGUUUGCCCUGGUCUAUCUGUUUCGCUCUCGCUGGCUGCGCACGGGACGAAAGGAAAAGGAGGCACAUGGUACUUCGUCAAGUAAAGACAAUGCUAUGUAUAUUUUUAUAUUUAUAUGGCGUUUUAGGAAAUGUACGGGUGUAUUAGAUUAGUGUUAGUUAUGGACCUAAUAAAGAUUAACUAUUCCACUAUCGUCUAGAACAACUGCAUUAUAUGGCGUCUUUGUCUUAGUGUGGCUUGGCUUAGCUAUUAGGAUCAUGGAUCCUCAUCAAAAAUGUUGGAUUUGGAAUAUUCUCAAUUUUUCUUUCUGACAUCCAAACCAGAACUCUCGACUUCUCCAGGUAAGAAAAUCGCUGGCCACGUAGCCUACGGGUCAAUUUCGGAUAGCGGUCGCGUGUUGGACGCAUCCGCCACAUUGUAGAGAUGUACACGGCCCACGCUGGUCGUCGUGGUUGUCGUUGUGUAUGGAAAUGGAAAAUGAAUAGUCGUAUCGUUGUCGUGAUAGAUUGAGAAUGAAAUUAGAGACACUGAAUGAAGAUUAGAAGCAUUAGUUUACUAUCGUGAUACUGAAAAAGAAGAUUCGUUGUAGACAGUAAGGAUUACAGUACUCUUGCAUAGAAUUAGAGAAUAGAUCAAGAUAGUCUGCAUGGAAUUAGAAAAUAGAUCAAGAUAGUCAUAGUAGUUCUGUUAGUUUUGUCGGAAUUCAUCUUGCAUGGUUUCUUCUUCAACUGUAGUUGUACUCCUAGAGCCCAGUAAUACGAAAAUGAGUCAUCUCUUACUAAGUACAUGAUCUCAGCUGAAGAUAUUCAAACGUAGUUCUGACGUACAUAUUAUUUCCACCACUGGUCUUAAAUAUAAAAGGAUCAUGAAACUUCUCAGCUUACCACAAUAACUAGAAGAGAAUGAAAAUGAAACUACUUACCUCAUCUAAAAACGAAAUACAGUGAAUCACAGUAAUAGCCUAGAGCAAAGUUUUUGAACAGCUUACGACACCAUUGAUUUUUUCAAGAGAAUUUGCAUUAUCGAUAUUGAACAGCGACGAAGUGAUGAAAAGAUGCGGAAACCAUCGUGCAUAAGAUUGAAAAUGAAGCGCCACCAUCAACCUAAGUAGAUCCCAGAGCUUCGCGAUCCAGCACGUUUCUCACUUACAAAACAGGCGAAGCCUUUCUAUUGCACACGUUCUUAGUUCACAUAUUGUUUGUCAAGUCAGUCAGAACAUCAUACAAGAACAGGCAGAAACUCCUUACGAAUGAUACAAUCUAUCAGAGCCUGACGCGAGCCAUUUAGACGAACACGCACCUCGACACACGCAACAAGUGCCAACGAUAUAUAAUAGCAUCAAGCAGAACUUCCACAUCACACCAGUUGAAAACAUCACCACAGUUGAAACAACUCGAAGAAAGAUCAUCAGCGUUGAUUAUAGGCGUAUUGUCAUCAUCGUAAGGACAUACUUACUUACAACGUUGCACAUCAAAGCGAUAGACUCACGACACUCAUGUAUUAACUUCAACGCAAUCCGUAGCCAGCAGUUUCAAUUGUAUCAAAAUCCGGACUAGUAGUUGUAGCACAGUCUGGCUUUGGAAGAGCAAAGAAAAACGAUCAGGACAACAACAUGCACGGGGGACCCUGUGCACACGUGUGGCAGGGCUUCUCUAAGACGUAGCUCUCUAACCGGAGGACCAAUGAUCAAAUGCGCCCGCCUUGUAAAAGGAAAAACAUGGUUCGUACAUUGAAAAACUUCGCCCGAUAAUACAGUAUGAUCCACUGACUUACUCUUCAUAAGCCAUUUGUCUUGUUCUUGUAAACUUGUAAUAACAG